This is a messenger RNA of Ectocarpus siliculosus, 552 nucleotides long. Lineage: Eukaryota; Phaeophyceae; Ectocarpales; Ectocarpaceae. The record is from the annotation of a GenBank genome assembly.
AUGCCUGCUUCACGCCUUGCCGCUUCUUUUUUUGUCUCUUUUUCGGUCACGGCGCUUCCGUCGCCGGCAACGCACACCGAUCUCCAAAGGUGCACGUUUCGGAUGCGAGAUCACCACUGUGUGUGGGUGGGGCAAUGCGUCGCCGAGCGGAACCGGCGAUCGUUCUUGGGUUUCCUCAUCUUGCUGGCGGGAAUGUCGUUUUGGUUCUCCCGCAGGGAGGUCAUGGCUCUGUCAUCUGGGGAAACGGGUGCCUGCCCUGACGACGGACGAGCAUGCAAGCAGGCCGUGUGGCCGCACGUCUUGCGCCACCUUUUACGGACCAAUCGCGGCGGCGAAGAUGUCGGGGUGGCUAUCUACGUGCUCACGGCGGGCUUGCUCGCAACGGCGCUCGCUGCGCAGGAACAUUUUACGUGCACCUCGCGCGGAAGCGGCGUGGUGAAGUCCGGUUCAUCCUUUUCAGGUUUGGAAUGCUUCGAGGUAGCGUGUCCAUUCGCUAGUUUCCAUCCACCUCCUAUCUAUCUCUCCGUACCAGUCGUGUACCUGGUAUUCUAG